Spinacia oleracea (spinach) is the source of this 948-nucleotide messenger RNA. Its product is annotated as putative H/ACA ribonucleoprotein complex subunit 1-like protein 1. Gene Ontology annotation, biological process: snoRNA guided rRNA pseudouridine synthesis; ribosome biogenesis. Gene Ontology annotation, cellular component: box H/ACA snoRNP complex. Gene Ontology annotation, molecular function: box H/ACA snoRNA binding. The transcript is spliced from 4 exons. Lineage: Eukaryota; Viridiplantae; Streptophyta; Magnoliopsida; Caryophyllales; Amaranthaceae. The coding region runs from base 121 to 708 and encodes 195 amino acids. The record is from RefSeq and is a predicted model, not a curated record.
AUACCAUCUACCUCCCUCCCUUAAACCCUGAACCCUAAUUCACGCCCUCCCAUUCCCCAUUUCCCAUUCCCCAUUCCCCACUCUCUUUUCUCUCUCCUCGAAUCAUACUCAACAGCAACAAUGAGACCUCCAAGAGGCGGCGGUAGCUUCAGGGGUGCUCGAGGCGGUUUCGGACGCGGCGACCGUGGAGGUCGUGGGGGCGGCGGUCGUGGUGGGUUUGGUCGUGGGGGCGGCGGUCGUGGCGGUUUUCGCGAUGAAGGCCCCCCCUCAGAAGUCGUCGAAAUUUCGACGUUUGUUCAUGCGUGUGAGGGAGAAGCAGUGACGAAGCUAACACACGAGAAAAUACCCUACUUUAAUGCUCCUAUUUACCUGAAGAACAUGACUCAAAUUGGCAAAGUUGAGGAAAUUUUCGGCCCAAUUAACGAAUCUUUUUUUUCUGUGAAAAUGAUGGAAGGAAUUGUUGCGACUUCAUAUGCUCCUGGGGAUAAAUUCUACAUUGACCCUGCAAAGCUGUUGCCUUUGGCCAGAUUUCUUCCACAGCCUAAGGGAGCUUCAAGAGGAGGUGCUAGUCGUGGUGGUGGGUUUAGAGGCAGGGGUGGUCCCGGUGGCAGGGGGGGUGGCUUUAGAGGAAGGGGUGGCCCAAGCCGUGGAAGAGGUCCUCCAAGAGGCCGUGGCGGUUUUAGAGGAGGCAGAGGAGGAAGAUUUUAGGACUAUUGCUUGUGGUAAAGUUCCAGGAUUUGUCCUUCAUGUCCUUGUAUUUUGGUACCCGUAUUUAGUAAAAGCACUGAAUGCUAAUAUGUAGUUGAAUUUUGGUUUAGUGGAUUCCCUUGUUUUCUAGUAGCAUUCACAUUGUUUUGCAUUCAAAUAUAAUGUGAUGUGUACGUUUGCCCACUGCUGUUAUGUUGUGAUUAUAAUGGAGAAUGAAUGUCUUUUCCAAUGAUAACACAA